UCAGACUGUGAAAGCACAGUGCGUCUGUGCGGAGCACUUACAGUUUUUUAUUUGCUAACUUACAUUUUAAACAUGGCGCUGAGCAAAACGUUCGGUCAAAAACCGGUGAAAUUUCAGCUUGAAGAGGGUGGAGAGUUUUAUAUGAUCGGUUCAGAGGUGGGGAAUUACUUGCGUAUGUUCAGAGGUUCACUGUACAAACGGUACCCAUCGUUGUCAAGGAGGCUAGCGUCAGUUGAGGAACGGAAAAAAAUAGUUGCAUCGUCACACGAUCACGGUUACACAACUUUAGCCACCAGUGUGACGCUGCUGAAGGCCUCUGAAGUUGAAGAGAUCCUUGAAGGUCACGAUGAGAAGUAUAAGGCUGUCUCCAUCAGCACAGAACCUCCAGCCUACCUCAGAGAGCAGAAAGCCAAGAGAAACAGCCAGUGGGUGCCCACCCUACCCAACAGCUCCCAUCACCUUGACGCUGUGCCCUGCUCCACCACCAUUAACCGCAACCGCCUUGGCCGGGACAAGAAGAGGACCUUCCCGCUCUGCUUUGAUGAUCAUGACCCAGCUGUGAUCCACGAAAAUGCCUCUCAGGCUGAGGUCUUAGUGCCCAUCCGACUUGACAUGGAAAUAGAUGGGCAGAAACUGCGGGAUGCCUUUACGUGGAAUAUGAACGAGAAACUGAUGACGCCAGAGAUGUUUGCUGAGAUCCUGUGUGAUGACCUGGACCUGAAUCCACUCACGUUUGUUCCCGCCAUUGCAUCAGCCAUCCGCCAACAGAUUGAGUCUUACCCCACAGACAGCAUAUUGGACGAGCAGACAGACCAGAGGGUCAUCAUCAAGCUGAACAUCCAUGUGGGGAACAUUUCUCUGGUGGACCAAUUUGAGUGGGACAUGUCUGAGAAAGAGAACUCUCCAGAGAAGUUUGCCCUGAAGCUGUGCUCUGAGUUAGGCCUGGGAGGAGAGUUUGUGACGACUAUUGCAUAUAGUAUUCGAGGCCAGCUUAGCUGGCAUCAGAGGACCUACGCCUUCAGUGAGAAUCCCUUGCCCACUGUGGAGAUAGCCAUCAGAAACACGGGCGACGCUGACCAGUGGUGCCCCCUGCUGGAGACGCUGACGGAUGCGGAAAUGGAAAAGAAGAUCCGGGACCAAGACAGAAACACUAGGCGAAUGAGGCGGCUUGCUAACACAGCCCCGGCAUGGUAGAGGGAAAACAAAAACAAAAACAAACAAAAAGACUGAGUCAUCCAUGAUCUCCCACAACUUGAAGAGUGACAGACCGUGACACAGACAUUCCCCCGGUCAGUCCAGAAGACACACUUCUCUCAUUGGCCAAACCUCUCCUCUCCUCUGUUUUAACUGUUCAGUGCAUCCUCCUCUCUGCUCUAACCAUGUCCCUCAGUGCCUCCCCAGCCUGAGAGACAAGACCGGACAUGGAUGUUGGAUAAUGUGAGAGUAUUUUUUUUUUUUUUUUUUGGGUUAUGUUAAAUCGU
This is a messenger RNA of Chanos chanos (milkfish), 1481 nucleotides long. RefSeq names its product SWI/SNF related BAF chromatin remodeling complex subunit B1a (gene smarcb1a). Bases 73 to 1194 code for a protein of 373 amino acids. Lineage: Eukaryota; Metazoa; Chordata; Actinopteri; Gonorynchiformes; Chanidae. Gene Ontology annotation, biological process: chromatin remodeling. Gene Ontology annotation, cellular component: nuclear chromosome. The record is from RefSeq and is a predicted model, not a curated record. The transcript has 9 exons.